GUCAGUACUGUCACCAGUGGAAAAUACGCACUCGCACAUACUUUUUGCUACAAGAUUUCUUUCACUACGGAUAGUUAACAACAAUUUUCUAUAACAAAACUAUUAUAUUCACCAUGGGGAAUCUCUGUAUGUCUUGUUGCAAACAAUCAGCUUCACAUGAAAACUUGACACCGGAUUUGGAAACCAGGAGAAGACAACAGAUGGAAGCUGCUGAUAGAAGAAUUGCCGCCCAGCAAUCUCGGGGUAUUAAAAAUAUAGAAGCAGUUAAACGGCAACAAAGAAUAGAUGAAGAAGUGAAGAACCGUCAAGAACAAGCUGGUAACAUGAACAUACAACCCACAUUAAAGUGGCAAGUAAGUUAA
Molecule: messenger RNA, 362 nt
Organism: Dufourea novaeangliae
Lineage: Eukaryota; Metazoa; Arthropoda; Insecta; Hymenoptera; Halictidae
Gene: Svip
Product: small VCP/p97-interacting protein
Exons: 3
Coding region: 114-362 (82 amino acids)
Biological process (GO): negative regulation of VCP-NPL4-UFD1 AAA ATPase complex assembly; positive regulation of autophagy; negative regulation of retrograde protein transport, ER to cytosol
Cellular component (GO): endoplasmic reticulum membrane
Source: RefSeq, a predicted model, not a curated record